Messenger RNA from Pan troglodytes (chimpanzee), 1794 nucleotides. RefSeq lists its product as uncharacterized. Gene Ontology annotation, molecular function: beta-glucuronidase activity; signaling receptor binding; carbohydrate binding. The coding region runs from base 16 to 813 and encodes 265 amino acids. The transcript has 8 exons. The record is from RefSeq and is a predicted model, not a curated record. NCBI's taxonomy places the organism in Eukaryota, Metazoa, Chordata, Mammalia, Primates, Hominidae.
AAAAAAAGGGAAAGGAUGUUACAGAAACUCCAGAUACUACUCCCCUUCAGUGGUCUGAGUUGCGCGGCGCUUUUCCGCCUGUCCGGCAGGGGGCGCCGCGCAGAAAGCCGCAGUCCCUCUGCGGAAGGCGCCGCUCUUGGCUUCGGCGGCGCCGCUGUAGCUUGGAGGCGGUGCUUCCUCCAGCAUUUGCCGCGAGUUAUUGGCAAGUUCCCCUGCAGUUGUUUGGGCUGUCGCUGUGGCUGGUUCUGCGGUGUGCGGCCAGCCAUGGAGCGCUCUGGGCCCAGCGAUGUGACAGGCUCAGACGCAUUGGGACCGGACCCGCAGCUUGCGGUCACCAUGGGCUUCACGGGGUUCGGUAAAAAACCUCGCACAUUUGACUUGGAAGCAAUGUUUGAACAAACUCGAAGAACAGCCGUGGAAAGAAGUCGCAAAACACUGGGGCUGGUGAAUUACCAGAUCUCCGUCAAGUGCAGCAACCAGUUCAAGUUGGAAGUGUGUCUUUUGAAUGCAGAAAACAAAGUCGUGGACAACCAGGCUGGGACCCAGGGCCAGCUGAAGGUGCUGGGUGCCAACCUCUGGUGGCCGUACCUGAUGCACGAACACCCCGCCUACCUGUACUCGUGGGAGGAUGGUGAUUGCUCACACCAAAGCCUUGGACCCCUCCCAGCCUGUGACCUUUGUGACCAACUCCACCUACGCAGCAGACAAGGGGGCUCUGUAUGUGGAUGUGAUCCGUGUGAACAGCUACUACUCUUGGUAUCGCAACUACGGGCACCUGGAGUUGAUUCAGCUGCAGCUGGCCGCCCAGUUUGAGAAUUGGUGUAAGACAUCACAAUCCCAUUAUUCAGAGCGAGUAUGGAGUGGAAACGCUUGUAGGGUUUCACCAGGAUCCACCUCUGAUGUUCAGUGAAGAGUACCAGAAAAGUCUGCUAGAGCAGUACCAUCUGGGUCUGGAUCAAAAACGCAGAAAAUACGUGGUUGGAGAGCUCAUCUGGAAUUUUGCCGAUUUCAUGACUAACCAGUCCAAGGAUGAAGGAAAAACUGGACCUCAUUAUGGAUUUACUUUUGGGAUACACUCAUUAUUCCAGAGGAGGGUAAAAGGCUGAGAAGCUUAAGGUCUUUCAGUCUGUUUUAUGUUACUCAUUUGCGAAAAGCAGGCUCAUCGAAUACAGGUGAGUUUCAACGCGUCUUGAAUAUGGCAGCAUUUAAAAGUCUUCAGACCAGGCAUGGUGGCUCAUGCCUGUCAUCCCAGCACUUUGGGAGGCCAAGGUGAGAGGAUUGCUUGAGGCCAGGAGUUCGAGACCAGCCUGUUCAGCAUAGCAGGAUCCCCAUCUCUACAAAAACUAAACAGAUUAGCUAGGUGUGGUGGUGUGUGCCUGUAGUCCUAGCUGCUUGGGAGGCUGAGGCAGGCGGAUAGCCUGAGCACAGGAGUUGGAGGCUGCAGUAAGCCAUGAUUACACCACUGCACUUGAGCCUGGGCAACAGAGUGAGACCUGUCUUUAAAAAAAAAAAAGGAGCUGGGCACGGUGGCUCAUGCCUGUAAUCCCAGCACUUUGGGAGGCUGAGGCAGGCAGAUCAUGAGGUCAGGAGAUCGAGACCAUCCUGGCUAACAGUGAAACCCUGUCUCUACUGAAAAUACAAAAAAAAUCAGCCGGGUGUGGUGGCGGGCACCUGUAGUCCCAGCUGCUCGGGAGGCUGAGGCAGGAGAAUGGCAUGAACCCAGGAGUUGGAGCUUGCAGUGAGCCGAGAUUGUGCCACUGCACUCCAGCCUGGGCGACAGUGAGACUGCUUCUC